AGGAUCCAGUGAGAAAGGCCUUCAGCAAGAUGUCCAUUCAGUUAUAUAAUUAUGGAGAAGGGUUGAUGGGGAAAGUUGCAUCUGAUAAGUGCCACAAGUGGGUCUUCAAAGAGCCCACAGAAUGUGAGCCUAAUAUCUCCAACUACUGGCAGAGCUCCUUUGAUGCUCUUCCUCCUGAAUGGACCGACCAGUUUGAUUCUGGCAUUCAGACUAUUGCUGUAAUUCAAGCUGGACAUGGCCUUCUUCAGCUAGGCUCUUGCAAGAUUAUUCCGGAGGACCUCCAUUUUGUGCUAAGAAUGAGACACACAUUUGAAUCACUUGGAUACCAAUCCGGAUUCUACCUCUCACAACUCUUCUCUUCAACAAGGAACACUUCAUCUUCAACUUCAAUCCCUUCAAAACCAUCUUCCAUUCCAAUUAGGCCUCCAGCACCACUCUUCAACUGGCCUCACAGGCCAUCGCUUCCAUCUUCGGCCGCCUCAAUGCUCUCCUCGCCCAAUUUUGCUGCAUCGAGGAUGGGAUUCCCAAACAAGGACUCUGAGACACACAUGUUUCUCAUGCCACACCAUCACCACCAUCACCAAGAGCAUGGUGCAAGGAUUGAGGACAUGAUUGGAACUAACACUACUAGUGGUGAUCAUGAGAAUGAUAUCAAGUGGCCUAAUGGAUUGUCCUUCUUCAAUGCUUUAACCGGCCGAACCGACGAAGCCAACAAGCUAUUGCAGGAACAAGCAUUGAACAUCAGUCAUCAGAACCCCAAUUCGGAUUCUUCAAGCAUGCAACAAAAUGCAAACCCAAAUGAGUUCCUCAGCUUGGAAACAGGACACCCUGAAGGUGGUUCUGCUGCUGCAAGGAAAAUGGAUAAGUUCAAGAGGAGCUUCACUUUACCUGCAAGAGUUGUUUCAUCAUCUUCAUCAACUUCAAUGGAUCAACAUCAACAACAAGGUAAUGCUGUGGAGUAUAGGAAUUCAGAUGGAGCUAUGUUUCCGGAUGUUAUGGAAACCUUUUUGGAGUGAUCAAUGGAGGGGUUAGAAAAGAAAAAGAAAAAGAAAAAAAAUGGGUUAUUUGUAUUCAUUUUAUCUUAUAUACUGAGUCAAUAUGCAUUUUUUAUACUAAUAAUUGAGUGUGGAAAAAUGUAUAUUUGAUCUUUGUAUGAGAUAAAAUGAGUUUUCAUAAUGUUUCUAUAAGAAAAAGAAAAUGAAUUAUUAGAGUAUAUGUAUCUAGGAAAAGCUAUUUGUGUUUUCCUUUUUACUUUUACCUCUUUAACUUUGUAUCUUUGUGCUUCUUUUUUCAUCUGUCUUCCACUUAAUGAGACUUGAUUAAUGCUCACUUAAUUUCUUUUA
This is a messenger RNA of Arachis ipaensis, 1343 nucleotides long. Lineage: Eukaryota; Viridiplantae; Streptophyta; Magnoliopsida; Fabales; Fabaceae. The record is from RefSeq and is a predicted model, not a curated record.